Messenger RNA from Trichoplax adhaerens, 1071 nucleotides. RefSeq lists its product as uncharacterized. The transcript has a single exon. NCBI's taxonomy places the organism in Eukaryota, Metazoa, Placozoa, Uniplacotomia, Trichoplacea, Trichoplacidae. Bases 1 to 1071 code for a protein of 356 amino acids. The record is from RefSeq and is a predicted model, not a curated record.
AUGGAUCGACUAUCAAAAAUUCAAUGCGGUACUCAACAAGUGAACAUUAGCAAUGAAUUAAUUAAUAUCCUGAUGGCUUCAUCUGACGAUAUCAUGUAUCCUAGUCAAUUCAUUGCCAUUAGCAAAGAACGUUGGCAACAGAAUGAUCAACAAUUUGGGCCAGAUCUUAUAACUCCAAUCAUUUCUCUGUUCGAGUUAUUGGCACAUUUGAAAGGCAGAGACAUGUCAGCUAUGCAAAAAUUUUUACGCAGUUAUUCUGCUAUUUUGUGCUGGAGACAUGAAGUAUUAAAAGUGAAUACAAAAUCGAUGGAAAAAGCAAAGUACAACGACAGUGAUACAAUAAUGGAGGCUACGCUAGAAGAAAAUCGACGUUGUGUUCGAAGUGAAGAAAAUAUGAUAGCAUUGCUUGCUGAUGAAUUAUGCCUGGAAACUAGUCAUAUCUUUAAACGAAUGUGUAUAUCAGAAUUGAAAGUGAAAUUUUCUAUACUAAGAUCUACAAAGCACUUAUACAAAUUAAACAAAAAUCAUUCUAUGGCCAUGACCGAACAUUACGACAAUACAUUCAAGCCACUGUCUUAUUAUUAUUGGCAGGAAGAUGUUGAUAAUACCUGGAAUUCACUGGAUGAUGAUAAGACAUUGGAAAAUCAUCAAUUUGAGAAUGACAAUCUGCAAUCGAUAUUUAAUGGUAGUUUAUGCAAUAGUGAUCAGAAUAUUUCAUGUAGCCUAAUUGGCAAUGCACCAUGCAAUAAAAGCUCAGUAGAAAUAGAUUCUAUAAUCACACAGCAGAGUAAAAAUUGUAGACAUGACGAUGAUUACCAAAUUUCUCCCGCUGCAGAAUAUGAUUUCAAUAAUUUAUGUCAAACAAUGCAAGGACAUAAUAUCGCUAUAUCGUCAUUUUACAAAGAAAUUGCAAAUAAGGAUAAAACUCUCAUCGACAGCAAGAUCCAACAGGCUCAACCACUAUCUACUGAUCAAAUCGAUCGAAAAGUUGACGUCAAAGACGAUGAAACUUCGACAGCGCAGAAAGAUGAUUGCGAUGUUCAAGCAAAUGUAGGUGCAAUAAUAAUUUAG